AACGCAGACAAUAUGUUUAUAUAGCCCAUAAGUACGGCUUCCUCGGCCGGAGUUUUUUUCUCGGUGUAUGGUGCCUGGACUACUGAAGUUCACACAGCUAAACCCGCUAUACUGAUAAGGAGCCCGCUUCUUAUCGGUUAUAAAAAUUCUUAGCAAUAAAAAGCCCUCAUUCAAUUCGAGACGGUACAGAGACGAAGACGGUAAUAUGUCGAAUAUAAGGGCCAAUCGUCAGUUGUGGAAACUUUCCAAGUUAAUUAAUAAUUUUACACAGUGUCGUUAUUGUGUCUAGUUUGUGCGCAAGGCGAAAUAUUUCAGUGAUUGAUUAAGUGUAAUAACCCGGAAGUUCUCAAAUCGUCCAGUUGCACGUGACCUAUGUAAACUUCGUUGUCUGCAACAUACAUAUUUAAAAUGUCGAAAAGCAUUUUUCGGCAGACUCUGGCAGCCAUUUGCUGCUCCAUCGGUCAAAUGACAGUGGGCGCAAUCGCGGGCUGGUCAGCGUCCGCUUUCCCAAAAAUCCGAAACAACGAACUCAAAUUUCGACUGACUCUAUUUCAAGAAGCAUGGGUCAUCAACACCUUCUACAUCGGCAUUAUGAUGGGCCCUCUGCUGGCUGGCAUCGCCAUGGACGCCAUCGGCAGGAAAACUACCCUCCUCCUUUUCAGCAUCUUCUCCAUCGCCAACUGGACGUUGGUCAUUCUCGCUUCAAAUGAGUACAUGCUCUACCUCGCGCGGGUUUUCGCUGGACUCUGGACCGGUUGCGUUCUUACCGUCUGUCCUGCCUUUAAUGCUGAGGUGUUACAACCCCACGUUCGAGGCAGCCUUGGUUCCUUCCUGAUUAGCAUGUACCUCUUGGGCAACCUCUACGAAUACAUCAUCGGCCCCUACGUGUCAUACUCCACAUUCGGUAUUGCCUCCUGCAUCCCCUGCCUGAUCUUCGCCGUCGCGUUCCUCUUCAUCCCCGAAUCCCCCUACUACUACAUCAUGAAAAACCAGCGCGGAAAAGCAGAGGCCUCCCUCAGCUGGCUGCGAGGCGACGUCGACGUCAGCCAAGAACUCGACGCCAUCGAGACGUACGCCGAGACUUUCAAGAGGAACCGAGGGUCGUUCAAAGACGUCUUCCUCAACGAGAACUACCGCGCGGCGCUCAUCAGGGUCCAGGCCGUCUAUUCCGUCCAGAAGCUCUGCGGGAUGUUCACCGUGCUCGCCUACCUGACCGUCAUCAUCCCUCCAAACGUGGGCCCUUUCACGUCCGAGACCUGCACCCUUAUCGUGGGGGUUGUAGUUUGGAUCUCGACUAUCCUCGCGACUUCCUUGAUGGAUCGCGUUGGAAGGAGAUGGCUCUUUGUCGUUUCCAAUGUCGGUAUCAUCGUCACGAUGACCAUCACCGGUGCUUGGUACUAUCUGGACAGUACAGGUUUGGACCUCUCGGGGACCACUUAUGUGCCGUUCUUAGGGUUGCUGCUCUAUGGGAUUUCCUUCUGUCUCGGCGUGGGACCUGUCCCGAGUCUUUAUCAAGGGGAGGUCCUGCCCUCGAAUAUUAAGGCACGCGCUUCCGCGGUUACGACAAUAUGGUCGGCAUUCGUCUCUAUUUUGAAUACUUCUCUGUUUGCCAUUUGCAUCAGGUAUAUUGGCAUGUACAUCAACUUCUUCCUUUUCGCGGCUACUUCAGUGUUCGGAUUGUAUCUCGCGAAGUACCAUUUCAUAGAAACGAGCGGGAAAACGUUGCAGGAGAUUCAGGAGGAACUCACGAAAAGAAGACAUGGAAAGAAAUUGACGAAUGUUGAGAAAUCCCCCGAGGAAACCCUUCAUUUACACCGUUCCAAUGCGGAGUGCAACGGAGAAGGUUGAAACCAAGAGGCAUUUCGAAAAGGUGGUUUUCUGGAGUUGGCAAUACUGGGAUUGCUCAUUUUGUUCAAUCGCGUUUUAAGUAGAGCACCUAUGUA
Messenger RNA from Bemisia tabaci, 1943 nucleotides. RefSeq names its product facilitated trehalose transporter Tret1. The record is from RefSeq and is a predicted model, not a curated record. Gene Ontology annotation, molecular function: transmembrane transporter activity. Lineage: Eukaryota; Metazoa; Arthropoda; Insecta; Hemiptera; Aleyrodidae. Gene Ontology annotation, biological process: transmembrane transport. Gene Ontology annotation, cellular component: membrane.